Penicillium lagena is the source of this 2889-nucleotide messenger RNA. RefSeq names its product putative ubiquitin-protein ligase (Asi3). Gene Ontology annotation, molecular function: ubiquitin protein ligase activity. NCBI's taxonomy places the organism in Eukaryota, Fungi, Ascomycota, Eurotiomycetes, Eurotiales, Aspergillaceae. The record is from RefSeq and is a predicted model, not a curated record. Gene Ontology annotation, biological process: protein ubiquitination; ubiquitin-dependent protein catabolic process. The transcript has 2 exons. Bases 1 to 2889 code for a protein of 962 amino acids.
AUGUCUGGCAUUAUUGGUCCCUCAACCAGCCCGAGCACCUCCGCCGCUCCGCUCGUGCAUCAGCUGAACGCUACCGCCUCCGGCUCCCUGCUUCCGUCUUCAGUCCGCGACGUCGUCCUGUUUCCCCUUCGAGUCCUUUACCGCGCAGAAACAUUUGCUUUCCGUACCGUCCCCCGAAACAUUGCCAGACUUGCUGGGCUUGAACACCUGGGUACAAGUCUUUGGGGUGCUGCAACGGUGGGCGAGACGGGGUUGGCAGACGGCGCUGCGGCUGCGGCGACACGCGGUGCUGCGGAUAUGGCUGGCGAGGGAGUUGCCGAUGCGGUAGCUCGAGGUGGAGGGCUCCAUUUUAGUGAUUUGCUGCAGACUAUGAGGAAGCUCGGCGGAUUCUUCUCCUAUCUGACGAGUCUUUGGUCGUUUGCCUGUUUGAUCGAGGCUCUUGUACUGAACCGCAUUGCCAUUUACGCAUCUACACGGCGACAUCUCCGCCUGGGUUGGGAACGACGAUUGGCCUUGCGCAUAAUUCCCAUCAUUCUUUUCGUGACGCAGAUCCUCGUCCUGCUCCGGGGCAUUCGAUGCCAGACAUCCCCCGAUUACGGGGCAAUGCGCUAUAGAAAGCCCGGGAAGCAGCUGAUUUUCGACUAUGCAGGUGGCGGCGGCGCCCUGUACUCACUGAGCUCAAAGCUCUUAAGCUGGGAAUCCGACCAGCAGUCUUGCAGCGCAGUCAAGAUGGGCCGCGUGGGUAGCUCUUCAGAAAUUCCCUAUGGCUCCUACUCUAUCUUGUGGCCGGUUUUCAUGGUACUUUGCCUUAGCCACUUUGUCGAAACGCUGUCGUGUGCCUUGCAGGGCAGAGCUGUGUUGACCGAGGCAGGCAUGUCCAUCUUUGAGCAUUCACUCGCCUUUGCAGAGGCCGAGUCCAUGAUCAGCAAAUCUAUCGGCCUUGGUCUAUUCGGUCUGCCGAAGCAAAAUCCUCUCAAUGAAGGCGGAUCCGCCGAGUCUCCCUCGCCGCUCCAAAUGCUCACACGAUCUCAGGUUCUGGAACGAAUGAACGUCACACCGGAGUUACUUCUCAUCGCCUUAAUAUCUUGUUCUAAUAGUCUGACUUCUCACGUCCUCGAUGUCUUCGGCAAGCAGAGUAAUUAUCGUCUGCUCAAUACCGCUUUCUGGGGAUUUUGUUUCAUGGCUGCUAUGGUCUGGGGCUUCUAUAGCGGGUCGCCCGUGAACAAUGAGACGGGAGUUCUUAGGUUUCCAACCGUCUGCAGCGUCGGAUUCGUCCCACACAUGCUUGUUCUAGCCGGCAUCGUGACGUGUCUUGCGAUCUACGGACUGGCGCUGGUCAUCACUGCAUUCUCAUUGGAUGUGGAAGAUUCCCAAACAUUGACGCUGCGCGAGAGAUUUUCGUUGGCUCACGAGAACAUGCAAGGUUCGAAUCAGAUCCGCAGCAUCCGCAUCAACCGGCAUGACGACUUCUACACAACAUUGCUCCGUAUUGGCUACGUUGCCUUGACAGCCGCCAGCGAAGCAGUGUUCUUGAAUGAGGGGAAGACGGUUAUUGCACGGCCAAUGACGUGGCUAGAAGAAGACCGACUCGCAGAAAUUGAGGCUUCUCGACAGAAAAGCUCUUCCUAUGGCAACUGGCCAAAUCAAGCUGAUGGUGGGCCGCCAUUUGACGCUGCGGGCUUCGCAAGCUUCGACGUCCCGCAAGCGCCCUCGGCAUGGGAGAGUGGCUACAACAAGGAAAGAAAGAUCGAAAAGCCAAAGAGCGGUUCCCGAUCAAUGCGGUCUCAGGCUGAACUUGGCGGUGUAGGCGCUGUGCGUGGCGCAGUUCGGUGUGCUCAUGGGAUUUCGUUCUUCCGCGCCAUAUUCAUGCUUCUGGGUCAUUGGAUUGCCUACUGGCUUAGUCGAUUGCUUGAUCGACUGGGGAUCAACACUCGCCCGCGGUGGCUAAAACGUUCGGCUGGAUCACGCCAGUUCAAGCCCGGGACCGGGGAUGUGGCUCAUUUGGAAUCUUUGGAUUUCUGGAUACUUACAGAAGACGGGGAGCUCGAACUCCCAGAAGACCACGAGUUUGAUGUCGAGCUGGAAAUGAGAAAGCGAGAGCGCUCUGGCCGGAAUCAGUGGGAAGGGUCUGAUGAACUUCAGCUGGACGACAAACUGUACGGCUGGUGGAAGUUGGGUGGGAGUUGGGGCAACCAAGACCAUACAUCUGACUACAAUCCUCCCGUCAAUGACGAUGACACGACAAGUAUGAUCUCAAUGUCCACCAAUGCCACUGACUCCGAAUGGGAAGAUUAUGCAUCAGAUGGUCGCCGCACACCGACCCAGACUAACCCUUAUCCCAUCGAGUUCUCCCGGGAGAGCACACCGUCCCAAGAUCCUCUCAUAGAUAUUGGCACCCUCGCACGUCUUCUCGACCCACAAGACCGCGAAAGUCGCCAGGAAGCCCGAAUUCUCGCCGCACAUCUCAGCCCCGGAAAAGAGUCCCAGAUCAUGACCCGCAGUCGGUACCAGAAGCAAGUAGAACGAGAGCGAUCCCGCAUUUUACUAUCAUCACGUCUAAUCCACGGCUCUUCAUCGUCUCAAUCCAGCGGUAUCAAACGCAAACCCACCCCCGAAGAAGAGUCUGAAAUGCUAGAACGCCUCAUCCUCUCCCGGCGCGCAGAGAAAGAAUCCCUCGACUCCAACACCUGGGAAUCCGGCGCAACAGGCCUGCCGAAUGGCCCGCCCUGUGUCGUCUGCCAAACCAACCCGCGCGCCAUCAUCACCUGGCCCUGUCGCUGUUUGUGUAUCUGUGAGGAUUGUCGGGUUAGUCUCGCCAUGAACAAUUUCGGGAGUUGCGUCACCUGUCGCCAGGAGGUUGGCGGGUUUAUGCGCCUGUGGGUUCCAUGA